CUGCAGGUGCCGAAGGGCCGCGCGUGGGGUGGGCGGAGCGCUCCCCGCCCGCAGCGCUGCCGGCGGCGCCGUUCCCUCUGCGCACAGCGGCGGCGGGGCGAUGGGCUCCGCGCAGUCCGUGCCGCCCGAGAUGCGGGCGCUGGCGGAGCGCACCGGCUUCACCUCGGAGCAGAUCGAGCAGCUCCACCGGCGCUUCAAGCAGCUGAGCCACAACAGGAAGACCAUCCGAAAAGAGGACUUCGACACCAUCCCCGACCUCGAGUUCAACCCCAUCAGGGCCCGAAUCGUGCACGCCUUCUUCGACAAGCGGAACCUGCGGAAGGCGCCGGCCGGGCUGGCAGAGGAGAUCAACUUCGAGGACUUCCUGACCAUCAUGUCCUACUUCAGACCCAUCGAGAUGGACAUGGACGAGGAGCGGCUGGAGAGCUUCCGCAAGGAGAAGCUCAAAUUCCUGUUCCAUAUGUACGACGCCGACUACGACGGGAUCAUCACGCUGCAGGAGUACAAAAACGUGCUGGAUGAGCUGAUGUCUGGGAACCCCCACCUGGAGAAGGAGUCGCUGCGUGCCAUCGCAGAGGGGGCCAUGCUGGAGGCUGCCAGCGCGUGCAUGGCCCGCACGGGCCCAGACGAGGUGUAUGAGGGCAUCACCUUUGAGGAUUUCCUGAAGGUGUGGAAGGGGAUCGACAUCGAGACCAAAAUGCACGUCCGCUUCCUCACCAUGGAGGCCAUCGCGCACUGCUACUGAGCAGAAGGACGGAGCCUUCCCAGCAGCGCAGCGCUGGCUCAAGGCCACGGUCCGCUCUCUAGAACCCUAAGAGGUGUUUUAUCUGUAAUAAAAGGUAUUUCUGUUUUU
Molecule: messenger RNA, 853 nt
Organism: Gallus gallus (chicken)
Lineage: Eukaryota; Metazoa; Chordata; Aves; Galliformes; Phasianidae
Gene: TESC
Product: tescalcin
Molecular function (GO): calcium ion binding
Source: RefSeq, marked provisional